Rhipicephalus microplus (southern cattle tick) is the source of this 2240-nucleotide messenger RNA. RefSeq names its product amine oxidase [flavin-containing]. The record is from RefSeq and is a predicted model, not a curated record. Gene Ontology annotation, cellular component: mitochondrion. Gene Ontology annotation, molecular function: flavin adenine dinucleotide binding; primary methylamine oxidase activity. Lineage: Eukaryota; Metazoa; Arthropoda; Arachnida; Ixodida; Ixodidae.
AUGGGGAAUGAGAUUAAGAUUCCAGAAGAGAGUUUCCAUUAUACGGUACUACUGUUACGUGAGGCUGUUGCUGACCUCCCCUCCCCCUUUUCUCUCUCUGCAAAGAAUGAUUUGGUUGGCUGGGUGGACCUGGGCGGAUCGUACGUGGGCCCCACGCAGAACCACAUCCUGCGUCUCGCCAACGAACUGCAAGUGGACACGUAUAGGAUAUUCGACGACCUCAAGUUGCUGCACUUCAGCGAGGGCAAGGCGUACCCGUACGAAACCACAUGGGCCCACUUCGGCCUCAAUGACCCCCUUGCAUGGUUCGACAUCAACUACGUCAUGCGCAGGAUGGACAUUAUGAUGGAGCAGGUUCCCGCUGUAGAUCCGUGGAACUGUCCCCACGCGGAGGAGUGGGAUGCUAUGACGCUGCAGAGCUUCUUCGAGAAGGAGUCAUGGACGAAGGGCUGCCGCGACUACCUGAGCGCCCUGGCGCAGGUAAACCUGUCCAAUGAGCCAAGCCAGGUGUCCCUGCUGUGGGCUCUGUGGUACAUCAAGUGCUGCGGAGGGAACCGCAGGAUGUGCAGCACAUUCAAUGGAGCACAGGAAAGGAAGUUCGAAAACGGUGCCAUGACAGUUUGUGAAAGGCUCCUGCAGCUGCUGGAAGGUAGGGUUGAGUUCAACGCCCAAGCAUGCGCCCUUCAGCAAGACGAGAAUGGCGUCGUCGUGGGUGUCUUCGACGGCAGGGAGUUCCAGGCUGAUUACGUCAUAAUGACAAUCCCGCCGCCCCUACAACUGAAAAUUCAUUACGAGCCUCCACUGUCACCUCUGCGAAACCAGCUCAUACAACGUACGCCGGUUGGCUCGGCGUUCAAGAUGAACAUUUAUUACCCCAAGCCCUUCUGGAGGGAAGCAGGUUACGGUGGAAUAGCAUCCUGUGCCGACGACAGCCUAGCUUUCAACAUUACCACGGAUGACUGCAGACCUGGAUUCUCCCUGGCGGCCCUCACAAUAUUCGCCAUUGGUGACAAAGCCUUGAGGCUGCAGGAACUGCCGAAACAGGUCAGGCCCAAAGUCAUCGCUGCAGAUUUGGCGAGGGCCUUCGAACACGAAGCAGCCUACAACCCUGUACACUUCGAAGAGAAGAACUGGCUCGAGGAACAAUACUCAGGCGGUUGCUACGUGUCCACUUUCCCGACAGGGGUCAUGAGCAAGUAUGGAAAGACCCUGCGGGAACCGUUCGGCCGAGUGUACUUCGCGGGCACGGAGACGGCAACGGCGUGGCCUGGCUACAUGAACGGCGCUGUGCAGGCUGGAGAGAGGGCUGCCAGGGAGGUCCUAUGUGCGAUGAAGAUUCUACGGAAAGAUGAAAUCUGGGAGGAAGAACCAGAAUUUAAGGGUGUGAAGGCGCGGCCAUUCGAGAUGUCCUUCUUGGAGCGGCAUCCCCCUCAUGUGCUGCUUGUCGGGGCAACGGGAGCCGUCGCCGCAUCAAGCGUUGCUUGUGUGGUGGGCUACUGCGUAUGGAAGGCAGUCACCGCCAUGCGAAGCUCAUAGACCAUCCGGCUGAGAAGCAUUCUCAAAUGCGUACGGGUUCUUCCUCAGAAGGGCCUUAUCCACAGAUGGCGAAUUCACCGCUGAAUAUGCACGACCGCAGAGCAUUAGACAUCAGCAAUAGCACGCACGUCACCGCAACAGUCUAUUAAUAAGGCUCUCAAGAGUACUCUCUUGUUCGAGCCAGAUUUGCGAUGCCACUCUGACGUCAGAGGCGCAUGGAUGGAUACGAGGUGACGUCUAACGUGCGACGGGUCUGACGUAGCUUCUCAUGCUGCUGAAAUUUCGAGGAACCGGUUAAAGAGUUCUUCGACGUGGUUGCUGGUACCGCUGAUGGCGUACCAGACCUAGUGCAGCGUCGCCCCGCGUGAAAGAGAAGGCUCGACCACACGCUUGCCAGUUUACUACCCUACGAAAAUGACGCUACUGACAAAAUCUCAAAGCUGCUUCCGAAAAGACGCCUUGUUCUUUGUGGAACAGAGGGUACGAAAAUUUGGCUUUGCUAGAACCACGGAGCUAACGCGGAGCCAUUUUCUUCUGGAGCGCUGCGAACCAGUUGUGCGCAAAAGUGGUGGUGCCAGUAGCGUAGGCAUCGCUUUGGCAUUCCAUGUCGGACCAUGCUAUAACUUUUUAUUAAUAUUGUAUUUUUCAUAUGCUAAUUGCACAUUAAGGAGCACGUCAUGUUUCAUCGCUUUGUAUUGGAAAGA